AUGGCAGGCGGGCAGCUUUUUGGUUUUGGUGCUGACGUUGGCAAUAUUACGGCUUCUGCAACGCAAAAAUCGGGUCCAGAUCGAACUAUUAUAACGUGGGAAAAGCCGUUCCUGAAAAGGAUCGAGGAAUCAGCAGCUGAGCAUGCUAGCUCUCUGAACGACAGUGAGCGAGAACAGUUGCAAACGAUAUUUGAAGUGCACGAAUCAGAGGGUUCCAGUUGCGAUGAGUCGCGAACACCGUCAGUUAUUCUUGAUGCUAUCACUGUUCCUGAUGCUGUUGUUGCUUCGUCGUCGAGUUUCGAAAAAAAUUCAAAAGACGAACUGGAAUCACAGCAAAGGAUACAUCGCAGCUGCUCCGAGAUACUGACAUUACCGUUUUAUGAGCGGAAAAGCGUGCACGACUGCAUUGCUUAUUUGAACAGUAAACAGUUCUUCUGUCCACGUCGUUCGCUACCAGUUACAUCAAAAAAGAGUAGCUCACUUCAAGCACCUCAGAUAAGCAGAAGCAAAAUGAGACGCUUGUCCUCAAUAAUAAUUGAAUGGGAACGGGCCGGACGCUCAUCGAUCUCAGAUUUUACGCGUUUCUAUAGUCUGGCACAUCGAGAAUCGUUCUACUGUGCAAAACGUAAACUCGCCGGUCUCAAGGUAACAGUUUUAGGCUUUUAUGAUAAUAAUGAAGGCUACCGGCAUAAACAAAUCUUCCCUCUUGUUGCUUUUUUGGCUUGUUGGUUGCCAUUUUUCACGCUGAAUAUGGUGAAAGUAUAUAAACUAAUGUACAGCAGUUGGCCAGAACAUUUGGAGAUUCUGUUUCACUGGUUCACUGCGCUUGGAUACCUCAAUUCGUCGUUGAAUUUUUUCAUUUAUUUUGCUAUUCAUAAGAAAUUUCGGACAACAUUUUGUCGGAUGUUAAGGCUUCGUCGAAAGCGAAGCAGUAGCCGAAUGCAUAAGGUGCUAUUGCAUACUGUAGCCGAUUCAAAACAUGCAAUACAGGGAGCACUAAAACAGCGCUGCCGUAAACCAACAUGCUGGAAAAGGCGAACAGUUAAGAAUUCAAGUAGAAGCGAUGUGCCGGUGAUUGUUGUUCAGGAAGCCACUCAUGACGAAGCCGUAUUUUCAACAAUAACCAAUGAAGAGGGUGUAACUUUCAGGUUGCCUUUUAUUCUCGAUCCAGUUAAGCACUAA
Molecule: messenger RNA, 1182 nt
Organism: Gongylonema pulchrum
Lineage: Eukaryota; Metazoa; Nematoda; Chromadorea; Rhabditida; Gongylonematidae
Source: the annotation of a GenBank genome assembly